Messenger RNA from Xyrauchen texanus (razorback sucker), 2801 nucleotides. Its product is annotated as extracellular tyrosine-protein kinase PKDCC-like. NCBI's taxonomy places the organism in Eukaryota, Metazoa, Chordata, Actinopteri, Cypriniformes, Catostomidae. Gene Ontology annotation, molecular function: ATP binding; non-membrane spanning protein tyrosine kinase activity. Gene Ontology annotation, biological process: protein phosphorylation. The transcript has 7 exons. The record is from RefSeq and is a predicted model, not a curated record. Bases 65 to 1465 code for a protein of 466 amino acids.
AGUAUGACUGAAGGAACUGUGUCGGAGUCUGACAGUGCUGAUUCAGAAAGGACACGAACUUGCGAUGACUUUCUCAAAGACUCCCUUUGGCCUUUUUUUCUUUCUUGCUAUGGCCGUUUUGUCUGUAACCGUCGUUUUGAAAAAAUGGCACUUUGGUCUGCGUGAGGAGGCUUUUGGUGAUGAUGCUCCAGAGCGCAACAGACUGCUCCAACAACUCCAGGAAAGGCACCAAGAACUUAAGCAACUUUACGUCACAGCAUCUGAAUUUAUGAAUUCACAUUUAUCUGUAAAUGACAGUGUAUAUUAUAUUAAUGGGGAAAUGAGUGCUGGCAACACGGUAACUAAUGAAACGGAAAUUGGUUGCGAAGAACUUGCUGGCAUGAAAGCUGUGGACUUCCUUGGUUCUGGUUACACUAAAACAGUGUUAAAAGUAGCGUUGCCUCAAGGAUUGUUCGUCGCCCUGAAAUCUGUGAAUCAUCAAGGCACUGACAUGAGGAUGUGCAUGCAAUAUUUUAAAGAUUCCCAGAACUGUCAUAAACUCGUGUCUUUCAAACUGAGGAAAGAGAUUAUACUGUUGCAGAGAUUGCAGCACCCCAAUAUUGUACAGCUGAAAGGUCAAUGUCAGGACAGUGUUCUGGUUGGUGGCAUCACAGCAAUUCUGGAGCAAGGGAUGCCACUUCAGAUGAUACAGCUCCUGCAGAGCCCCUGGGAGGAGCGCUUUCGGGUCUGUCUUGGCUUAGUUAGACUUCUUCAGUAUCUGUCUCAAUCACCACUGGGUUCUGUGGCCCUGCUGGAUUUCCAGCCUCGACAGUUUGUUAUGGUGUCAGGAGAACUCAAGCUAACUGACUUGGAUGAUGCAAGUAUUAAAGAACCAGCCUGUAAAGAGGACUCUGACUGUGUGCUGCAGUUUCCCCUCCACAAUUUUACCCACCGAUGCUCGCCCUCUAGAAUCUGCAAAGGUUUAAAUGAGAUGAGGAACCUCUACAAUGCCUACAGGUAUUUUUUUACCUACCUACUGCCUCAUCAGGCCCCCCCACUGUUAAAACCACUUAUUCACCAAAUAAUGAACUCCACAGGGGGUUUGAAACAAAGCAUUAAUGAAACGCUUAUUGCCUUCGAAGAGGUUUUGCAUUUGUACCAGUCUGGGCAGCACCUGCAGAAUUUGCCACCAUUUAUAACCAGAGAUUAUGCUGUCCUAAAAGGAAUGAGGAGUGUUGGAAAUAUGGAAUACAGAUGCUGGCCAUCAUACAACCAGCAAGGCUGUGUGCUAUCUGUGCACAGUGCCAAAGAGGCAGCUCUCAUCUGUAGCUCUCACCCACAGUGCACAAGCUUCUCUUUGAGCAAAGAAAAAACAUGGACAGGUCGACUUCUUGCCUUGUUCAGAAGUGGCUUCAGCCAUCUGGUUCCAGAUGUGAACUCAGCAGUCUACAUGAGGAAGGUUAAAGCCUCGGGAGCCAUGCUUUGAGAAAGAAAAAUCGAGCGGAACUGGGGGGAAGGAGAAAAAUUAGAGACAAAUGAAUGUGUUAUAUUUAUAGGCAUCGUACUCAAUGCUCAUUUGAUCCCUCUGCCAAUUUAACAUGCUGCCAAAGAGCGUUUAAAAGAUUUCCCUUCAGGUAUAAUUAACCUGAAGGAAAAAAGUAGAAAGAAAAAUACAGCCUUCUAAUUUUUUUAUUUUCCUUCUGUCUCGUGUUCACAUGGCAUGGUCCACUGGAAGGACAUUGAGCCUAUUUUACACUGGCUAAUGCCUGCAGGAGAAAAAGAAAACAAGCUCGUUCACAGAUUUACUUUGAUGUUAAUGAGGCUAGAAGUUUGCAGCGUUUUGCUGGAUGCCAGAGUGUGCUGAGGACCGUGUCAAUAGACGGAAAAGUGCUGAAACCACAGAAGUGCAGGAAUGUUUAGUGGGAACUAUUGUCCUUCCUGCAUUACUCACUUUAUAUAUAUAUAUAGGAGUACUACAUACUUCCAUCCCAUGGGUGUGUCAGUCUUGUUGUUCUUUCAGAGAAAGAUAGUAGUGCCAAAAUAUGUUUUUAUAGUUUGUUUUUGUAUGUUAUUAUUGUUGAGGGCAGUAAGCGGUGCACACAGCAAUUAAGUUGUGCUGUUUGAUACAGCAGUCGCCUUGGGCAGUAUGGUUGUAGUAUAAUGCAAAACCAAUAGUCUUCACUGGUGUAAAUGUGUUAUUUAGCAGUCAACUAUGAUUAUUGUAUGCUAUGAGUGAAAGUGUCUGAUUAUAGUGACGCUACCAAGAUAAAGUGAAUAGUUUUCGGUAGGACAUGUGAUCUCAGCAACCCUGUCUCAUUACAAGUCGUCAUAAUUAGCAUGAGAUGAUGAAAUCAUAAGAUAUCUAACAAGUUGGCUCAUUCAAUAACGUAUGGCUUUUACUGCCAAAGAGAAAAACAAAUGACACAACGAACAAUUUUGUUACGAUAAGUGUGAUCAGUCUGAAAUGUAACCCCUAACCCAAACCUAAACCUAUCCAUGAUUUUAAUAAGAACAUAACUUUUGUACCAAGGAACACAGAUACCUUUGGCAUUUGUGAAAUACUUCAGCCAUUUGUAUUGCAUUAAUAAAUAAGGAAUGAGCAGCUAAAUUUGUUCCUUUCUUAGGACUAAAUAAAGUGUUGGAUAGGAGGCUAGCUAAAAUUUGUUGCUGGCAUUGUAUCUAUUUGAAAUGUGUUUAUUGACUGGUUGAUUUCAAUGAAAAAAUAAGUCAUACGGUGUCUUACAAUUUCGCCAUUUUAAAUGAAUAAUUACAAACUGUCAUGACUAUGUUGGAUCUCAACAUGGCAGCCUUCGUGAGGCGAC